Sparassis crispa is the source of this 4356-nucleotide messenger RNA. Its product is annotated as putative reverse transcriptase domain protein. Bases 1 to 4356 code for a protein of 1451 amino acids. The transcript has 8 exons. Lineage: Eukaryota; Fungi; Basidiomycota; Agaricomycetes; Polyporales; Sparassidaceae. Gene Ontology annotation, biological process: DNA integration; DNA recombination. The record is from RefSeq and is a predicted model, not a curated record. Gene Ontology annotation, molecular function: DNA binding.
AUGCCUCAAACGCGUGCCGCGGCUCGUCAACAACAAGCCCCUAUUUCAAGCCCCGCCCCUAUCGAGGGCUCUGCACAGGAGCGCUCCUCCUCUGCCCCCGCCCCCUCCCCUUUUCGCAUCAAGAUUCUUGCCCGUCGUGCCCGCACCCCGCCGCCCGCUUCUUCUCCACUCCCGGCUGUUCCGCCGCGGCCCCGGAAGCGCGUGCGUCGCGAGCCCGUCGCUGAACCACCUCUCCCCGAGGCCUUGUCCCCGUUCGCGGCCUUCAAUAGUGAUGAGGACAUCCCCUGGAUGACGCAGGCUUCCGCAAAUGCCAGCUCUCCCACGCGCCCUACCCUUUCCCACCGUUCUCGCGAAUCCUCUCCCAUACAGGCCAACAACGCUCUGUCCACCCCCUCUACCGUUCGCUCAUCUCGCGCUGCGGUUCGCGCUCUCCUUUCCAACGCCUGUUCCUCUCACGUUCUGAAAUACCCACGGCUAGUGCGACUGCCCAUACUUCCAACGUUGCACUGCCCAUCUCAGCCACUCGCACUUUCGUGUCGCCUUCACCUUUACUCGUGUUUCUACGCAUCUCUUUAUUUGUCGCUAUUUUCACGUGUUCAUAUCUCGGAUUCAUCGCCAGAAGGUCUUGUGCUUGCAACUUCGCGGCAUGAUUUCCCUUCGCAAUCUGUCCAACUCGCUGGUAACAUGUUACCCGACCUUCCAGCCGUUGUCACUUGCAUGGAAAAAGGAUGGAAACAGUACAUUCCUCUCUCAUUGCUGACCAAUCAGGCGUGUAAAACGGCGGCUUUACGUGCCUCCAAAGAGCAUCUUAAGCUUGACAACGGGUCUGUCUCCAUUGCGCAGGCACCACUUGACGCUCGCGGUGAAAAGCACCUGACCACCACCGACUUCAUGGAAGCCUCUGGACGUUUCCUCAACAUAAUCUCCGUACACUAUCCUGACGUCAGUGGUCGUGCACUCAUCCAUGACCAGUUUGAAAAACAUUUCCACAUGAUUGUCCGUCGUGUCGAUUUCGGACAGUAUCCCGGCCUGUAUGUUGAGUAUGAUAUUCAAAUUCGCCGUCUUCACGCUAGCGGUCGGCGUUUCCGUCCUGCUGACUGGCAACAUGAGAUAUUCACGAAUAUCUGUGACGAGUUUCUACUUGGGUCGGCCUCCGGCCGGUUCACAUCUGCAGGGUACCCUGUAGAGAAUGCUCCCCCUGCAUUCUUGUCUGUCCAGCCACGCUCGAGUGUGAACUCUCGACCUCCACAACGGACGUCCUUUCGUGCAGACCCUAAGCCCAAUGAUGCAUACAAUCUAUCGACACUCCUUGCCACCAUUCGGUGCUUCCUCUGUGGAGCUACUACGCACGUCGGGCGCAACUGCAAACACAAUGUGCUCCCAUUCCUCGGUGCUCCGAGUCUAACUGUCAUCGUGUCCACGUCUGCUCCCUGUGCGGCAAACCCGGUCAUGGGGCCAAUGCUUGCACAAAAGCUUGAUUUCUGUCCCAUCGUCACGCCUUUACGCUGGUCGGUUUGGCGUGACGAGCUCGAGGCUGCCGGCUGCCUUGACUCCUUUCUUGACAUUCCCUCAGGUAUUCGCGAUGGUUUCCACAUUGGCGUUAACUCUCUUCCGUCCUCCACAUAUAUUCCGCGCAACCAUUCCUCCGCUUCCGAUCAUCCUGAAGUAAUUCUUGACUACAUUGCCACCGAACUCCUUGCCCGGCGAUACUUUGGCCCUUUCCAUCCCUCGCGUCUCGAACAGCUUAUUGGCCCCUUUUGGUCUUCACCUCUUGGUACGGUUCCGAAGGCGAACAGCCCUGGCGUAUUUCGCAUUAUUCAAGAUUUUUCCUAUCCUCGUCACAACCCCGCGAUGCCUUCCGUCAAUUCCGAUAUUGACAGCGAUGAUUUCCAAUGUGAAUGGGGAACUUUUGCGGCAUGUGUUCUUCUCAUUCUCCGUGCUCCGCCAGGUACCCAAGCAUCUGUCAAUGAUGUCGAGAAAGCAUAUCGUUGUGUCCCCAUCGCUCCACAGCACCAACCUCUUGUCGUUAUCAUGUGGAAGGGUCUCAUUUACAUGGACCACUGUGCUGCAUUUGGUACUUCCAGUGCCCCUGGGAUAUUUGGCCGUAUUGCCGAUGCUGCUGUUCGCAUUUUUCGUCACCAUGGUGUUCAAGAUGUAAUCAAGUGGGUCGAUGAUUUUGUCUUCUUCCGCUACCCAUCAGGAACGGCCGUCGACGGGUCUCACCUAUAUAGCUAUGAUGAGUCUCUCUUCUUCUCCGUUGCCGAACGUCUUGGAUGGCCAUGGUCUAUGUCAAAACACAUGCCAUUUGCUGACUGUUUCGAGUACAACGGCUUCCGCUGGAGCAUCUCGAUGCGCACAGUCGAAAUUCCGCUCAGAAAAAAGGAGAAGUACUUGUCUCGCCUUCAGCCCUGGACUGCUGGCUGCAAAGUCACCCGCAAAGACUGUGAUCGUCUUGUGGGUACGCUCAAUCACUGCUGUCUCGCGUUACCCGCAGGACGCUCUCGACUACCUUCCUUGUACCGUCUGUCUGCCUCCUUUGCCCACACAUCGUCCGAGUAUGUGCGUCGCUCGGUCUCAUCUGCAGUACUCGACGACCUGCGAUGGUGGCAUGACCAGCUCUCCUUAUCAUUCUGCGGGUCCUCUCUCGUGAUUCCACCUCGUGACAACAGUCGUACGAUUUUUGUAGAUGCUUCCUCGUCCUGGGGCAUUGGGCUCGUUGUGAACGGUCGCUGGCUCGCAUGGCAACUGGUUCCGGGCUGGAAAGACGAUGGACGUGAAAUCGGUUGGGCGGAAAUGGUUGCUGUUGAGCUCGCCGUGCGCUUCCUCAUACACGAUGAUGUCUGCGACUCCCGCAUUACCAUUCACUCAGACAACAAAGGUGUUGUAGGAGCCUUGGAUGCUGGACGGUCACGCGGAGUGCAGCAAAAUCGGAUCCUGCAACACAUCGUAUCUAUGUUCGCUUCUCAUGGCAUCUGGGUUGACAUGGAAUGGGUACCUACCAAAGAUAACCCUGCUGAUGGACCUUCUCGUGGUCAGCUACCUCCUGAUACAUACAAACUCUCGUUGUAUCCAUGUUCACAAUUGCAUCCUCCGCUGAUCCUCCGCAUGCACUCAUCCUGCACAAUGGUCUCCACCGACCUCAGUGCAUCUCUCGACCAUUUCUUCGACUUCAUCCGCAAACACCCCACCGAGCGGUACCCUUCCAGACAUCUUCGUUCUACACCUCUCUGCCGGUUCUCUCCAUACCCCAAGCCUCGUAGCACUCACAAUGCUCAUGGCCCUACCAGACUGGUACUGUCAGCCGCGCAAAUCCACCCGGGCGCGACUCUGAUGUCCUCUGCCGCCGAUGCGAAACUCCUGCAUGUCCUAGAUGCAUCUCUUGCGGACUCCACCACAAAGAACUAUCGCUCCUCUCUUAAUUCCUUCUUCCGAUUCUGUGACGCAGAACGUGUCCCGCCUCUGUUCCGCCUACCCGCCAGCGAACACUUGCUGUGUUGUUUUGCGGCUUCUAAGGCUGGUUUGCGCCCCCGUAACACUGUUCAAAACUAUAUCUCCGCCGUCCGUGCUUGGCACAUCAUCCAAGGUGUCAACUGGAAUGGUGGCCUACGCCUCUCCUACGUGCUCCGUGGGGUUGAGAAUCUAGCACCCGAUCGUAAACCCCCACGUCCCCCAGUUACUCGUGUGAUGCUUGAGCUCCUCCACGAAAAUCUCGACACCUCGAUUCCUCUCAAUGCUUGCAUCGUCGCUGCUGCAAACACCGCUUUCUGGACUCAAUCGCGACUCGGAGAAAUACUCUCACCCGCUAUGCACUCUUACGAUCCGCGGAAAAUCCCAUCACGCCAGCACCUAUCCUCUCCGUCCACUGAGCAUGGUGCAUGCACUCUGCACUACCCCUGGACGAAAACGAAGAAGUAUGCCGGUGACAAGUCGACGGUCACGCGCCAACUAGGUUCCUCCGAUCCAAUCGCCUCACUACAACACCACCUGCUUGUUAAUGACGCCCCAGUCCAUUUCCCCCUUUUCACCUACCAUGACCGUUCGGGUUCAUUCGUAUGUCUCACUCGAAAACUUCUCCUCCGGGUAUGCAACACUAUCUGGAAGCAACGCGGCAUUGCGCACACCACGGGACACUCCUUCCGCAUUGGUGGGACAACUGAACUUCUAAUGAAGGGAGUGGACCCAGCCGUAGUAAAGGUGAUGGGCCGCUGGUCCUCCGACGCUUUUCUGCGCUACUGGCGUAAUCUCGAGAUCAUCGUUCCCCUCCACGCGCAACUUCUUGCACCGCGUGUACAGCCCUUCCUACCUUCGACUUUAAAGUCACGAUCCCGAAAACAUGUAACUUUCAAAGUGGUUUGA